CGUUGUAUAACACCACUUUCCCUCCAUUUCCUUCCCAACCCCCUCACCACCGCUGCAGCCAGAAUCCGGUAUCCAUGGCCACCGGAAUUCAAGAGAAAGACCUAGUCACCAUGAGGAGGAGAGUUGCCGCCGUCAGCAACCACCUCCUUCCUUCGCCCCAUAGUUCAAUUUCCCCCAUCAUAAGCUCGUCAAAUUGCAGCGCUUCCAUGAACGAUAGCUAUCAUCGGAUUCACGGUGAAGUGCCAAAUCAUUUACCUGUUUGGAAAAUCGCUUGUGAUGAGUCUGGGAAGGAUUUCACUGAUAUUAUAUACGAGAAAGCUGAAGGAGAAGCCAUUGCCAAGAUAACAAUAAACAGACCAGAGAGGAGAAAUGCAUUCCGACCACAUACAGUUAAGGAACUAAUUCGUGCCUUCAAUGAUGCCAGGGAUGAUGGUACAAUUGGAGUCAUCAUUCUCACUGGAAAGGGAACCAAGGCUUUUUGUAGUGGCGGUGAUCAGGCACUUAGAAGUGACGAUGGUUAUGCUGAUUUUGAGAAUUUCGGCCGACUUAAUGUUCUUGAUUUACAAGUGCAGAUUCGGCGGCUUCCAAAGCCAGUAAUAGCAAUGGUUGCAGGCUAUGCUGUUGGCGGAGGGCAUGUGUUGCAUAUGGUCUGCGAUCUAACGAUUGCUGCAGAUAAUGCUAUUUUUGGUCAGACGGGUCCAAAGGUGGGAAGCUUUGAUGCUGGUUAUGGGAGCUCAAUAAUGUCACGUUUGGUUGGCCCUAAAAAAGCCCGUGAAAUGUGGUUUUUGGCACGGUUCUACUCCGCUCAAGAAGCGGAAAGAAUGGGACUGAUCAAUACGGUAGUCCCUCUAGAAAAACUAGAAGAGGAAACAGUUAAAUGGUGCAGGGAGAUCAUAAGAAACAGCCCCACUGCCAUUCGGGUGCUAAAAUCGUCCAUAAACGCAGUCGAUGAUGGGCAUGCUGGACUCCAGGAAAUCGGAGGAAAUGCCACUCUUAUUUUCUAUGGAACGGAAGAAGGGAAGGAGGGAAAGACGGCAUACAUGGAACGUAGGCCUCCGAACUUUUCAAAGUUUCCUCGACGACCUUAAAUUGUGUAGGAUAGUAGCUUCAUUGUUGUAUCAUUGUGUUAUAAAUUGUAUCUGGAAUUAAGUGGUUGAGCAAAAUGUAUCAAUUUUCUAUAAAAUGGUUUGUGGUAACUAUUGUAUUUGUUUUUUCAUAAACGAUAAGAUUUUUUGAUGC
Cynara cardunculus var. scolymus (artichoke) is the source of this 1239-nucleotide messenger RNA. RefSeq names its product 1,4-dihydroxy-2-naphthoyl-CoA synthase, peroxisomal. Gene Ontology annotation, biological process: menaquinone biosynthetic process. Bases 75 to 1088 code for a protein of 337 amino acids. Gene Ontology annotation, cellular component: cytosol. The record is from RefSeq and is a predicted model, not a curated record. Gene Ontology annotation, molecular function: 1,4-dihydroxy-2-naphthoyl-CoA synthase activity. NCBI's taxonomy places the organism in Eukaryota, Viridiplantae, Streptophyta, Magnoliopsida, Asterales, Asteraceae. The transcript is spliced from 9 exons.